CACGUCACAGCCGCGUCAUCAUGUCUCCGUGUCUGCUUUUAUCACUUUGGAAUUAAUUUGUUCUACAGUAUCAUACCUUAUCGACAACUUUAUAUGUGAACUAUAAAUUUUUGACGGUUUUCCAUUUAGAGGCUUAAGAUGGAAAUUUUGAGUCAAGUGACUAACACGCAGUUUAUGUUCACCGCUGCGGCUGUGGCUGUUGUUUUAGUAUGCGCAGCUCUUGUAUUCGUAUUCGGGUUCCGCUCAGCAGAACAGCCGCAGUUUGAUAAACUGCCUCUGGUUUUGGACGACAGAAAAUCGUCCAACAAGAAGAACAAAAAGAAGGACAAGAAGUCUUCACCCAACCGUGUCGUGACCGAUGAUGUGAAGACUAAGUCUGAGAACUCCAAAAAGUCUCCAAGUAAGGAGAAGAAGGAGGAAAAAGUGAAAGAAGUAGAGAAGCCCAAGCCCAAGGAAAGACCCACUGAGCCCAAACCCGUGAAGAAGGAAAUAGGAGCCGGUGAUGCCAAGAAGGGCAAAAAGAACAAGAUUGUAGUUGAAGUUGAGAAGCCUGCUGAUUUUGAUGAUGGAGGCUGGCAAGAAGUGCCAAAAAAAAGUGACAAAAAGAAGGAACGUAAGCCUGUUGAGGACAAGGACAAGAAGAAGGAAAGCCCUGCUAAGAAAAAUAAAAAGGUGAAAGAUGCUGAUGUUGAGGCUGCUCGACCUGUGGAGGAGCCUGUUGAAGAGACUAUCAAGGUUAUAAGUGCUGAAGGCCCACAUGUGGACGAGGAUGCAGCCCGUGCCCUACAAGCUCAAGUAGAAGAACUCCAGCGUGUACUGAAAGAGGCAGAGCGUCGUGAGCAGGCUGCUCUUGGUGGUGUGGAAGAUGAAUCCCCUGAAGUUGAGGAACUGACUGAUGUUAAAGAUCUCCGAAGCAACAAGAAGAAAGAAAACAAAGAAAAGCAAAUCAGGAAGAAAUCUGUAGAGAUUUCAGCAACUAAGAGUGUCCCGAAGCAAGAUUCUGUGGAGAAGGACAAUUCCGACUCUGAGAAACAAGACAGCCAAAAUGCGUUGGCCUUUGAUGAGUUAGGCGACACAUGGACCGACGCGAAAGUGUCCAAGAAGAGCAAAAAGAAGGCUCGCAAAGACCAGUGAAGGGUGAGUUAUAGAAACAGGGUCCAGCUGGGCGCUCCGCCCCGUUGCUAGCUCAAUGCCACUCACCCCUGAUAAAAUUAUACCUGUUGCUGCUAACAUACUCGAAGUGAAUAUGCUAUUCUGUUGCCAUUCAUACAAACCUCAAGUUAAAGUCUAAAUUACCACUCAGUUCAGGGUUGUAGUUUUACAGGGUG
Messenger RNA from Spodoptera exigua (beet armyworm), 1328 nucleotides. NCBI's taxonomy places the organism in Eukaryota, Metazoa, Arthropoda, Insecta, Lepidoptera, Noctuidae. The record is from the annotation of a GenBank genome assembly.